Molecule: messenger RNA, 1114 nt
Organism: Pogoniulus pusillus (Red-fronted tinkerbird)
Lineage: Eukaryota; Metazoa; Chordata; Aves; Piciformes; Lybiidae
Product: class II histocompatibility antigen, B-L beta chain-like
Exons: 5
Coding region: 42-800 (252 amino acids)
Biological process (GO): immune response; antigen processing and presentation
Cellular component (GO): membrane; MHC class II protein complex
Source: RefSeq, a predicted model, not a curated record
CCGGGGGUCCCAGCAGCACUGCAGCCUCUGCUGCGGCAGCCAUGGGGGCUGCAGCUGCGCGGGGAGCUGUGGCCCUGCUGCUGGCACUGCUGGCGCUGGGAGCCCACCCGGCUGCUGCUGAGGAGCUCUCAGAGGUGUUCCUCGAGAUGGUUAAGGCUGAGUGCCAGUUCCUGAAUGGCACCGAGAGGGUCAGGUUCCUGGACAGGUACAUCCACAACCGGGAGCAGUAUGCUCACUUCGACAGCGACCUGGGGGUCUUUGUGGCUGACACCCCCCUGGGUGAGCCCCAAGCCCAGUACUAUAACAGCCAACCAGAGAUACUGGAGGUGAAACGUGCUGAGGUGGACACCUUCUGCCGGCACAACUACAAGGCAGUGACCCCAUUCACCGUGGAGAGGAGAGUGCAGCCCCAGGUGCAGGUGCAUGCGGUGCGGUCGAGCUCCCUGCCCCCCAGCACCAGGCUGCUGUGUGCCGUGAUGGAUUUCUACCCCGCGGAGGUGGAGGUGAAGUGGCUCAGGAACGGGCAGGAGCAGACAGACAGCGUCGUGUCCACGGAGGUGCUGCAGAACGGGGACUGGAGCUACCAGGUGCUGGUGCUGCUGGAGAGCAGCCCGCAGCCUGGGGACACCUACGUGUGCCAGGUGGAGCACAGCAGCCUGCAGCACCCCAUCGCCCGGCGCUGGGAGCCGCCAGCAGAGCCUGGGCGCGGCAAGCUGCUGACAGGGGUGGGGGGCUUGGUGCUGGGGCUCCUCUGCCUGGCCCUGGGGCUCUGCCUGCACCUGCGCAGCAAGGCCUCCUGAAGCAGCUGCUCCUGCCCCUGCUCAGCCCCCAGCCAGACCCUGCCUGCAGCCUCAGCGCUGCCCCUGCAGCCCCUGCUGCUGCCCCCCAGCCCCACGCUCACCCCAGUCCCUCUGCCCCAGCCCAGCCUGACUCUGCCUGCUCAGCGGCCCCAAGCCACUCAGGCAUGCAGCUGUGGCUUGAGUCAAGAGGCUCCUGCAUGGCGUGAAGAGACUCCUGCAUGGCAUAAAGAGGCUCCUGCCUGCAAUAAAGAGACUCCUGCAUGGCAUAAAGAGGCUCCUGCCUGCAAUAAAGAGGCUCCUGCCUGCAACCCAAA